Molecule: messenger RNA, 1406 nt
Organism: Marchantia polymorpha subsp. ruderalis
Lineage: Eukaryota; Viridiplantae; Streptophyta; Marchantiopsida; Marchantiales; Marchantiaceae
Source: the annotation of a GenBank genome assembly
GCUCUGAGCGCCACACGUUCGCUGGCGGCCUGUCAGCUCGACGCUCCCGCAGACCAGAUGUCGAAUUCGGUCACAGAUGGAACUCUCUGUGCAGCUUUCGAUUCCAAGUGGAGCGCGCUGACGAUCGUUGUCGAGCUUGCGAUUGUGGCUCCGUUCCACCUUUCGCUGCCACGGAACGCGUGUCUCUGGCUUUGGCCCAUGAGUGGCAGUGAACAUUUCAGUCUCGUCGCCGUUCCACUGCUCUAACAAGUUCUACUUGUCUGCGUCCUCGGUAACGCUUUUUCCAGCCUGCGAUUUCAGACCAGAGCACUUUCUUGCAUUUUCGUCGGCGAUCGAGGACAGAUCUGCGUCGUCGUCUUCUGUGUUAUCGAUCUUCGCCUGCCCGAGAAGCGGAUCUUGAGCCGAACAAGAAUGACCUCAAUUGGGUGUCUAUCGGACUCACCUUGCCUCUGUCUCUCUUCGUCAGGUCACAUCGAUCAGAUUCGCUCACACCCUUCUUCUCGCAUUCAUUGGAAUUCAUCUCCUUCGACUUGCAAUUUUGGUCGUGCGAGGUCCGUCCUUGCCGUCGCUUCUUUCACCGGCAGGGGCGUGGCCUUGAGUGGAAAUGUUUGGAAGAAUGUCACUGGCGGGAAGACGUACGCCGUCAGGUUGGCUGGAGCCGGAAUCACUCGGGCGAGCAGAGCAGAUUCUACUCUGAAUGCCGAAGCUACCGACCGAAAGUCGUCCGAGCAACCCGCAACCGGGUCAUCUGCGGAAACACAUUUGGAUCUCCUCGAGCGGUUUAUAUCGGAAAGCAGUAAAGAUGGUGGCGGCAGAACGAUCGCUGAGCAGCUGGAAGAGCAGGUCGAUCUGGACCAGGCCGAAAUUGUCACGGUUCCCCUGGCACAGAGUAUGACCUUGGAGCAAGCUCCGCUGACCAUAUCUCAGAAACGAAACAUUCGACGACAAAAAUAUCUGGACGAAGUAGCGAAACGAAACGACGCCCCUUUCUUCACGACGGUGGCACUCUUCGUGAUUUUGCCUCCUGCUGUCAUUUUAGGCGUCGCAGUUGCCACGGGCUAUAUAAAUAUACUCCCUUGAACUUUUUCAAGGGUUUCCGAACUCCGUGAGGCGUUUGCGAGUGUACUAUACUAGAAUAUCCGCAGGCUGCUGUGACCUGAGGAACGAUAACUGUUGCAGGGGAUUGAGACUUUGUAUAUUCUGAUAUUGCCUAGUAAUUAGAUAGGACUUUCUUCUCAGUGAAAAGUUGCUUCUUUGAGUGCUUGGAACAAGUGGAUUUCACCUUUCAAGUAUGUUGUGUUCCGUGCUGAUGGAAACACGGAUAAGCUUCCGACAUUCUGUAAACUUAUAAUCAGAUGAUACGUUCUGUGGAAUUUGAAACCUUCUUCAUGGGUUUUAGUAUUUCC